GACAAGGUAUAAAUAUAAUUGGUGGCAUACCAAUCAGCUCCGGGCGCAUCUGAUAUUUACCCUGCGGACGCAGGCUUACGCUUACUAUAAAAGACAAGAAUCGCCCCUCCCAAAUUUCCUUCAAACGUUAAGUUUCAGUCCUCAUUCCUGUCCGGAUGCCUUCGCUCUUUUCUCUGACGAUCAUCCAUCGGCGGCCCAAAGGAAUUUUGACAGAUUAUUAGUGACCUUCCAGUGGGCGGGAGUUGCUCAGACCCGAUAACUAUGUCUCUCGAAGACUAUGGCCACAGUAGGUCAACAUUCGAACAGAAUUAUCGCUGCUAUCCUGGCUCUUUCAUUGAAAAGCCACAGCUGGAAAAGGGCGAUAAAGUUAUACUGCCUCCAUCAGCCCUUGAUCGCCUUGCGUCUUUGCAUGUUGACUACCCAAUGUUAUUUGAAAUCAAUAAUCUUUCGGCUGGACGAGUUUCUCAUUGUGGUGUAUUAGAAUUCAUUGCAGAUGAGGGCCUGAUGUACUUGCCAUACUGGAUGAUGGAAAACAUGCUCUUGCAAGAAGGAGAUAUUAUACAAGUAAAGAAUGCUAGCCUGUCAAAAGGAACAUAUGUGAAGCUGCAGCCUCACACCAAAGAUUUCUUAGAUAUCUCCAACCCAAAAGCUGUCUUGGAGACGACAUUGAGAAGCUUCUCUUGUUUAACCACUGGUGACACUAUCAUGGUUGCCUAUAACAAUAAAAAGUUUUACAUUGAUAUAGUAGAAACAAAACCCUCUUCUGCAAUAAGUAUUAUUGAAACAGACUGUGAGGUGGACUUUGCCCCUCCUCUUGAUUAUAAAGAACCUGAAAGGCCAGCACCAUCUGUUCUAUCAAAGAGGACCCGGCCAGAAGUUGAAGAAGAGCCAGCUAGAAAAAUAGCCAAGUUCAGCCCAUUUACUGGUUUGGCUAGACGCUUGGAUGGGAAAUCUCAGACACAAUUAGCUGCACCAGUUUCCUCUCCCACGCUCAAACAGCAGCAAUCAGAGGCUGCCAAAGUGAUUGUUGAUUCCACACCUUCAAGCUCCAUGUCUCAUAGGCGUCCUGGAAAGCUGGUGUUUGCUUCAAAUAUAGACCAUGCUCCAAAUGGAAAACAGAAAGUUGCCCCAAAUGACAGCAGUCAAGAGCUGCCUCAGAAGGUGGAAGAACCGACGUUCCAAGCAUUCACUGGGAAGAAGUAUUCACUGAAAGGGUGAUCUUUCCAUAGCAUUUGUUGCCAAUGUCCAUUUUAGAAUUUUGCCAGGCAACCCAUAUAGCAAUGGAAGAAAUAGCUGCACAAAACAUGUUCUGCCAUCCUUUGUGCUUUUUGUUGCUAAAUUAUUAUGUUCAUCUGUACCCCAACAUGAAAUUUCAUAUCCUCAAUAUUUGUAUAUUGCCACAUGCUGUCAUUUUGUGUAUACAAGCUUAUUUCAACUCUGAAUUGGGUUGAGGUUCAUUGAUAAUAUUAUGGCAUUUUGUAUC
Malania oleifera is the source of this 1483-nucleotide messenger RNA. RefSeq lists its product as uncharacterized. The record is from RefSeq and is a predicted model, not a curated record. Gene Ontology annotation, cellular component: VCP-NPL4-UFD1 AAA ATPase complex. NCBI's taxonomy places the organism in Eukaryota, Viridiplantae, Streptophyta, Magnoliopsida, Santalales, Ximeniaceae. Bases 262 to 1218 code for a protein of 318 amino acids. Gene Ontology annotation, molecular function: polyubiquitin modification-dependent protein binding. The transcript is spliced from 10 exons.